Corythoichthys intestinalis (scribbled pipefish) is the source of this 3522-nucleotide messenger RNA. Its product is annotated as gastrula zinc finger protein XlCGF26.1-like. Bases 186 to 1910 code for a protein of 574 amino acids. Lineage: Eukaryota; Metazoa; Chordata; Actinopteri; Syngnathiformes; Syngnathidae. The record is from RefSeq and is a predicted model, not a curated record. The transcript is spliced from 2 exons.
UUAGUGCUGAACGCACGGAAGCCUCGACUUAGUACGGCUAUCACCACUUUACGACCUUAAAAGUUAUAUCUUCUUUUCCGGGUUAGACGCCUUGGUGAGCGUCGAAGCUUCUCGGCCCAGUUAGCUUAGCUAACUAGCCGCUAACAAAGAGUUGCGUCUGGUGUUAGAGUGGAAAAGUAUUGAAAAUGUGCGCGAGGCCGACAGCGGAAUCUGUGGAGGAACUACUCUGUGGAAGCAAAGAGAAGAAGCGUCAGAGCUGUCAAGAGCUGGACGUGGUUUGCAAGCAGCCGCGAGAAAUAACAGACAUCGGUGAAAAAUAUGUUCACCCUGAGUUACAUGAGUCAGAGCUCCUCAACGUUAAAAAGGAAGAAGAAGAGUACCCCAUCGUAAAAGAGGAAGACAAAGCAGAGCCCCUGUACACAGAAGAGGAAGAGCCAGAGCUUCCCAACUUCAAAGAGGAGUAUAAUGCCACUUUUUGCCCUUUUAAGAGUGAAGAUGAGGAUGAGGGUCCAAGUGAGCAGAACACAGGCGCAGAAUCUCCAAGCAGCCACUCAAGUCAUCACAUUUCUACAAAAAGUGACGGCGAGCACUGUGGACCUGAAUCUCAAGCCAACAGCAUUAUGGCUCCACUAUCAGACAGUGAAGACCUCAGAUUAGAUUUUCCUGAUGGUGAUGAUGAUGAAAAGUCUAAAGGUGACAUGACAUGUCACAAAGAUGACAAAUGCUGGAAAUGUUCUCAGUGCGGGAAAACAUUUAGUUUAAAAGGGAAUUUGAACGUUCACAUGAGAAUACACACUGGAGAAAAACCUUUUGCCUGCUUAAUUUGUGGUAAAAGAUUCUCCGUAAAACUAAGUUUGACAAUACAUACAAGAACGCACACUGGAGAAAAACCAUUUUCCUGCUCAGUUUGUGGCAAAAGAUUCUAUGAUGCGGGAACUUUAAGAAUACACACAAGAACACACACUGGAGAAAAACCUUUUGCAUGUACAGUUUGCGGAAAAAGCUUCUCUGAAAAGUCAAGUCUAACAACUCAUACAAGAACGCACACUGGAGAGAAACCUUUUGUCUGCUCAGUUUGUGGUAAUAGCUUCUCUGAUCGGUCAACUUUAAUAAUGCACACGAGAACGCACACUGGAGAGAAACCCUUUGCCUGCUCAAUAUGUGGUAAAAACUUCUCUAUGAAAUGUAGUUUAAAAGAACACACAAGAACACACACUGGGGAAAAACCUUUCGCCUGCGCAAUUUGUGGCCAAAGAUUCUCUGUAAAGUCAGGUUUGACGAAACACACCAGAAGACAUACUGGUGAAAAACCUUUUGCUUGCUCAGUUUGCGGUCAAAUGUUUUCUGUCAAGUCGGGCUUAACAAAACAUACAAGAACACACACUGGAGAGAAACCUUUUGCCUGUUUAGUUUGUGGCCAAAGAUUUUCUUUAAAAGGAACUUUAACUACACAUGCAAGAAGACACACUGGAGAGAAACCUUUUGUCUGUUCAUUUUGCGGUAAUAGCUUUGCAGAUAGGUCAAGUUUAACUUUGCAUACAAGAACACACACUGGAGAGAAACCUUUUGCCUGUUUAGUUUGCGGUCAAAAAUUCUCUCAAAAGGGAACUUUAACAGCGCAUUCAAAAACGCACACUGGUGAGAAACCUUUUUUCUGCUCCGUUUGUGGUCAAAGUUUCACUAGGAAGGGAAAUUUAACAGCACACACACGGACACACACUGGAGAGAAACGUUUUGCUUGUUCAGUUUGCGGUCAAACUUUCGCUGUCAAGUCAAGUUUAACAUUGCACACAAGAACACACACUGGAGAGAAACCUUUUGCCUGCUUAAUUUGUGAUAAAAGAUUUUCUGUCAAAUCAAAUUUAAACAUGCACACAAAGACACACACUGAAAAGAAAACAUUCAGUUGAAGUGUGCACCUGUUAAAGAUGUUGUAGUCUUUUUUUGUUUGUGCUGUUGAGAAUAGAAGUGACAAUUUAAAUGAAUAGGAUGAAUGACCUCCAUGUGAAAGAUGAUAUCUCUGAGACUACAAAUGAAGAUCAAAAAUUUCUUAGAACUUACAAUUGAGAAAAUAUUGUUUAAACACAAAAAAUGACAGCUAAGCCAUUUUGUGAGGACUUUCAUACUCCUUUUUUCUGGACUUAACUUGUGGACUGCCAGUCAGGAUCUGUCAAAAUGCCGGAGUAGGCUACGUGCUUAUCAGUUUUUGGCUGCAAGGCACAUUAAAAUGGUACUAAGUGAGUAAGUAAGCUAUCUCAGAUACUUCGAGUAAUAACUGUCAAAUAUUUGGCUAUCUGAAAUGCUCCCAUUUGACUAAAACAAUUGCGGCAUUUAAUAAUUUACAUUGACAGCAAUUUGAUCUACUUACUGGAAAUGUUGGCUUUAAUUGACGUUUGUCUCAACUAUUACACAUCAUACAACUGAAAUUCUGUAUUUUUUUCAAAUUGUUAAAGGGCUACAUGGGAUUUAUUUGAGUUAAUUUAAAAUACUUUUCUACUCCAUGCAUGCUCCACCAGUGCCCUGAUGAGUACACAGAGCCCUGACAUUUUAACUGAGACUGCCCCCAAAAGCCCUUUUUCUUUCCUUCAAUAAGAGAAAUUUGGUGUCAAACACUCUGGGCGAGCACACACCUGUACACGUGUGAGACUCCACGGCAGCAGCCGUGUUUCACCGAGCCUCUGCCUAGUCUCCUCUUGGCAAAAACACUUUUCAAACCCACAUAAGACUUGUAACUAAGUGUUUGUACGUUUCUGGUGGUGAUGUAAUGGGCCAAACACUUUUUGCUUCAUGUUUGUGCUCAUACAAGCAUGUGCGCCAUGCACGAGCUGCAGUUCCACUGCAGGCCGGGCAAUCGCAACUAAAUAAGUGACAAACACCGUAUAGUCCCUUUAGUAUUCUUUCCACUGGCAUGCACUUGAUCAAAGUGUUGUCUUCCGCUUUAAGCUAAAAAUGUAAAAUUGUAAAGAAAUAUAAAUAAUGGAAAACAACCGUGAACUCUAGGACGAUUUGAACAUUUCAUGAAAGGAGCCGUUGUUUUGUGUUAUCUUUCCUUAGGCUGUAGUGAUUUUUUAAAAAAACAACAACAAAAAACACCUUGACGGGAUGGAUACUUUUGGAACUACUUUUCUCAACAUAUAGCAAAGAAAUGUCUCAUUUGGCAAUGCAUUGACAGCAUCCACAAAGAUCAUUUCAUUCCUCAAUCUAUUUUGAUUUCAAUUACCUACCACAUGUAUCAAGGUAAAGACGCUAUCUUUGCUCCGGUCAAUGGACCCACAUGGUAAGGAUGUAACACGAGCAUGCCAACUUUGUUCAUAUUCCAAAUGUCAUUAGUAAUAUAGGAGAACUCAAAGUGCAUCACUCGUCGAGGAGAAAUUGGUCAACUUUGCCGUCUGUCAAUUCUUUUUUUGUUUUGUUUUCAGUUGUCUCCGUUGAUCGAAAGUAUCUCCAAUGCAUAUCCUUAUCGUAAUUUCUGAUUUUCUUAUGACUAAGGUUGCAACAGCUAGAGUGGGGCAAAUAAGUAUU